This is a messenger RNA of Dicentrarchus labrax (European seabass), 1962 nucleotides long. It is a transcript of the gene ndufv3, whose product is annotated as NADH:ubiquinone oxidoreductase subunit V3. Gene Ontology annotation, cellular component: mitochondrion. The transcript is spliced from 4 exons. Lineage: Eukaryota; Metazoa; Chordata; Actinopteri; Moronidae. The coding region runs from base 62 to 1744 and encodes 560 amino acids. Gene Ontology annotation, biological process: mitochondrial ATP synthesis coupled electron transport. The record is from RefSeq and is a predicted model, not a curated record.
GGAGGAACUUUUGAGUUCCGCCUCUCAGUUUCCGACCGGAGCACAACACAGGGGACAGAAAAUGGCGACCUCCCUCCUGCGGUUAGGGCGACUGGGUUCCCUCAAGUGUCUCCAGUCGGAGAGCUGGGGCGUCCUGAGGGCUCGCUCCGCCGCCUCGUUCUCCACUGAGGCUGAAAAACCCGCCAAAAAGACGAAGGCUGCGAGCAAGACAGCAGAGGCUCCAGAUGAGAGAGCAGCCUUGUUAGCCUACAAGACCGCAGUUGCCUUCCCACUAAAACUUUCAGAACCCGGAGUUUUCCCAACAGAGUCUGUAGGUGUAACCGAACCGGCGGCAGAAACAAUCGUAGCUGCGGCAGCUACGGUGCCUGUCGCUGCUGCCGGAGAACCAGCUGCAGCUGAGCCGGUCGCCGCUGCCGCAGAGGCUCCAGCUCCUGACGCAGCUCCGCCUGUAGUCGACGCAGCUCCUCCUGUAGUCGACGCAGCUCCACCUGUAGUCGACGCAGCUCCACCUGUAGUCGACGCAGCUCCACCUGUAGUCGACGCAGCUCCACCUGUAGUCGACGCAGCUCCACCUGUAGUCGACGCAGCUCCCCCGGCUGCCGAACCCCUGGUUGAUGAAAGCAGUAAAACCUCAACACCAGACGCCGCCCCGGUUGUAGCCUCCGCCACAGACGAUGUAGUCCCCACCGCCGCUGCCUCCUCUGAUCCCGGUGAUCCAGCAGCUGACGGAUCUUCCUCCUCGUCAUCCAGCGACUCGGACUCGGACUCGGACUCAGACUCAGACUCGGACGAUGAGAAAUCAGAAGCGAAGACUGAAACCAAGACCUCCCCACCACCUGUAGAGGUGUCAGAAGUCCAGGACGUCGCAUCAGAAGUGAAGGAAGACGUUAAAGAAGCUACGACUGAAGUUCCCCCAGAACCCGAAGCUACUCUCGCCUCUGUAGCUGAGUCUGUACAGGAGGCAGCUCCAGCUCCAGCAGCUCCAGCAGCAGCACCCACAGAGGCAGCACCCAGUGUUAGCUCUGAGGAGUUAGUGGACUCUGCUCCUGACAUCUGCACCGCCACCGAAGACGCUCUAGAGGGCGCUGUGACCAGCCCAGAAGUUGCAGCUGAAGCAGAGAAACCCACUUCUGAAGAAAUAGAAGACGUUGCACCUCCUGCUGUCCCUGAUGCCCACGUAGAAACUCCAGAGGAAGUUGUGACCGAAGCUGCAACUCCAGAAAAAGCCCAAACUGACGCUUCUGCAGAAGUUGCUGAAGCCCCCGUAGAAACUCUGGAAGCUGAUGAAGCUGCCCCUGUUGAAGCCCCUGUUGAAGCCCCUGUUGAAGCCCCCGUAGAAGCUGCCGAAGCCCCCGUAGAAGCUGCCGAAGCCCCCGUAGAAGCUGCCGAAGCCCCCGUAGAAGCUGCUGAAGCGCCCGUAGAAGCUGCAGCGGCUGCCGAGGCUGAAGCCUCAGUCCCUGUGGAGAGCGGCGAGGAGCUGGUGGAUCCCGCUCCGGUCAUAGCCGAAGCAGCAGGAGAGGAGCUGCAGGCGGACGCUCCUGUUGAACCGUCUGAGGAGGCGGCGGCGGCGGCGGCAGCGGCUGCAGCGGCGGCGGCAGCGGCGCCUCCGGAGCCCGAGGAGCCCUUCGAUAACAGCACUUAUAAAAACAACCAGCACCACAGCUACAACCCCUUCACAUUCGCAGACCUGGACGUAGAGAUGGCCAAGUUUCGUCUCCCUCAGCCCUCCUCCAUCAAACCCUAAGAGGACCCUGGCAGCCCCCCCCCCACUUCGGCUGCAAACCUUUAUUAUUGUCUAAAGAUGAUGUGGCUCUGUACGUAGGAUCAUCCUGCAUGAAAUUCCACUGUUGAAAUGUUCUAUUAUUAAAGUCCACACAUGAGAGCUGCAGUCUGUGUGAUGCUGUUGUGUCUCGUGUGGAAGAAGCAGGCGUAUAUAAAAGGAUCGGAGGAGAUCAAACGCUU